Messenger RNA from Myodes glareolus (Bank vole), 6309 nucleotides. RefSeq names its product coiled-coil domain containing 149 (gene Ccdc149). The record is from RefSeq and is a predicted model, not a curated record. Lineage: Eukaryota; Metazoa; Chordata; Mammalia; Rodentia; Cricetidae.
CUCCCCUUCCUCCGCGGAGGCUGACGUGGAGGCAGCCGCGCGGGCGGCGGCGGCGCGGAGGCUCGGUGGUGCCCAGCCCUCUCCCGGCUGCGCUGGUCGGGGUGGCGGCGGCAGCAGGAGCCGGAGAAGGAGAAGGGAGGCGUCUGUGCAGCCGGCCCGCACACGCAGGAGGGAACAUGGACGGCGAUCGGACCGAGAGCGACUGGCAGGGGCUGGUGAGCGAGUACCUGGUGUGUAAGCGGAAGCUGGAGAGCAAGAAGGAGGCCCUGCUGAUCCUCUCCAAGGAGCUGGAUACCUGCCAGCAGGAGAGGGACCAGUACAAACUCAUGGCUAAUCAGCUGCGGGAGCGGCACCAGUCCCUGAAGAAGAAGUAUCGGGAGCUGAUUGAUGGAGACCCAUCACUUCCCCCUGAAAAGAGGAAGCAGGCUAAUCUUGCACAGCUGUUGAGAGACUCUCAGGACAGGAAUAAACAUCUGGGAGAAGAAAUUAAAGAACUCCGGCAGAGGCUUGGCGAAGUCCAGGGUGACAAUAAGCUGUUGAGGAUGACAAUUGCUAAACAAAGGCUCGGAGAUGAAGAAAUUGGCAUGAGGCAUUUUGCAGCCCAUGAGCGGGAGGAUUUGGUUGAGCAGCUGGAGCGAGCUAAGGAACAGAUCGAGUCCUUGGAACAUGACCUGCAGGCAUCAGUGGAUGAACUCCAGGAUGUUAAGGAAGAGCGGGCUUCCUACCAGGACAAAGUGGACCGGCUGAACCAGGAGCUCAACCAUAUCCUGGGUGGUCAUGAGAACCGGAUCAUUGAUGUGGAUGCUCUGUGCAUGGAGAACAGAUAUCUCCAGGAGAGAUUGAAGCAACUCCAUGAAGAGGUCAGCCUUCUGAAGUCAAACAUCGCCAAGUACAAGAAUGCUCUUGAGAGACGGAAAAACUCCAAGGGUCAAGGCAAGUCCAACAGUAGUGCUCUGACCGGGGUCCUGUCUGCGAAGCAAGUCCAGGAUCUGCUCUCUGAAGACCACGGGUGCAGCCUCCCAGCUACUCCGCAAUCCAUUGCUGACCUGAAGUCUCUGGCCACGGCCCUGCUGGAAACGAUCCACGAGAAAAACAUGGUCAUUCAGCACCAGAGGCAAACCAACAGAAUCCUAGGGAACCGAGUGGCAGAGCUGGAGAAGAAACUAAGAACUCUGGAGGUUUCCGGUUUGUGGAGUCUCCCAGGCCUGAGCUACAAUGUUUCAGUUGGAUUUGGGAGGGGCAAGGACACCAUACUGUUCAGUGACCCGACUCUUCCCGCCGUACAGAGGUCAAGGUCCCCACUGUUGAAGUUUGUGGAACAGCCCUCUGAGAACAAGGAGAGCACCGGGGAUGGGUUUCUUGGACCAGCUUCCCACUUGUGGCUCGGCUCAGUCUGGGCCCUCACUGUGUCCUUGGAGGCUCCUCUCCGGAACUGCCCACCUUCCAACCCAUCCCUGCUCAGUUCCCGUCUUCAUCCGUCAGCUGUCGGACCAACCCGUGGCGAUACCUUCCCAUUCCAUUUCCACCCUGCUCAGUUUCCAAGUUACCUUUAGCUGUCUUGACUUUAAUGCCUCAGCUCCCCAAUGUGAUUGAGCCCACCCUCCUCCCCUGAUGAUUGGACGAGCCUUUAACGGGACAGAAUGACUAGCUCUAUCAUUAGCUCGCACUGUGAAACCAGCUGGCUCACAACUUAGAGUUUAGAGCGUUAGUGGGAUGAUGUAAGACUCAUGGGGACAGACAGGUGGUUCUGCCCACCAGAGCUGGGCCAGCAAAGUUCACCCGGCCUCUUCUAACUCUUCAGGCUGCUCACCACAGGGCCAGAGCAGUAAUAAUAGAAGACAUUUCUAGGUUUUCAAAAGAAACAUUUUCAGGUACCUCUGGGAGAAUCCCUAGAUACAGCCUCUUACCUGGUGAAUCCACAUUGACCAGAAAGCAAAACUGGGUCAUUGCAGCCUCCAGCUUGCGCUGCUUGUAAUACUGGCCUCCAGCGCACGGGGGCCUUGUAUGGUGGCUAGUGGUCAUGGCUUGCUGGCAGCCUGUGUCCUCGUGGAGUGCUGGAUCCUCUGACUGUUCUGGGUGGCCCCGGGCCUGCCUGCUGCGCUGAAAGGAGCUCUGGCUGUCUUGAUCUUCACAAGGGCAGCACAAGUGAGGAACUGAUUCGAAAUGAUAGUUUCCAGAGUCCCUUCAUCAGUGCGCAUUGUUCCUGCCUGUCCUGAGCCAGCUCUGGGUGGGAACAAGGACACGUUCUCUGAGAGGCUGUCAGUGUCCCAAUGGCCUCGUCACUGCUGUGGCCUGAUUAAUUCCAUCUGAAAGCUGCCACAUGCAGGAGGACAACAAAGCCCAGCCAGCCAGCCAACAAAAGAUGACAAAUGUCCCCUUUGGGCCCACGAGCGGGGGACACAUUUUUAGGGGACUAACAAUCUUUUCUACCACGCCAUUUCUUCUUCAUCCUUUAGAGAAAAAGAAACAAUAUUUUUCUUCCCACUCUGUCCUGAAGCAUUUGUCUCAUCCUUAUUGAUGUGUGCAUUGUGACUAAUAAGUAUUAAUGAUAUUAAUUCUGUUGGUGACAGCAGCCCAGAAUAAUUACUAUUAUUUGCAAUAAUAUUUUCCAACUUUGCCUAAUUCAUAAGUCUUUUAUGGAAAUGUCAGUGCUGUGAGUCUGUAAUUAAAGUAAAAGUAAAGCUUCUCAUGGCUGGCUUAAGAGUUAUCGCCCCGAGUCUUAGCAUUCAAAGAGAUUUGGUUCCCAUAACAGAGAAUCAGAGGUCCUAAUGAAGGCGCGGCAGCUGUCACAAGUUUCAGCACUUUUCUGGGUGGAUUGGUGAUUGGCGUAAGCGUGCUGUUUGGAUGCUUUCUAGAUAGACUCGAGGGGAAGAGGGUAUUGGGAAACCCUGCCGUACCCACAAUUUCCAGAACUCAUAUUCAUACUGUUCUGGUGCUGUCCAGCAAAGUACACUGGAGCACACAACAGAACCACAGCUAGUGUCCCUUAUCCUUCUCAGGAGUCCACCAUCUCCUUCUGGUGUCCAUCAUCCUCCUUGGGUGUCUGUUAUCCCCUUCCUAUGACUGCCCUAAGCCUAUGGUGAUAACAGCUGGACUAUGUGCCUCAUACCCUGAGCAAAAUUUUAAAAUAAAAAUGUUUCUCUGGUAACCUCAAAGGCUUUUCAUUAAAGAAGGAGGGGGGAGAGAAGGAAGAAGAGGAGGAGAAGCCGUGGUGGGGGGAGAUAGAUGGUGACAAGAUUCACACAUCUAGACAGGAUUGGAAUAUCAUAUAAAGAAAUAGCGCAAGGCGAAGCACCAGCAACCAAAAGGCCCUGGCAUAAUUUAGACCAACUUCUCUUAGAUGUAAAUGAGGGUGGCAAAGGUCUCAGCUGACCCACAGUAAAAACACACCGCCAGUGGUUUAGGGGUGAGGCUGUUCUGAGGAAGGUUAAUUAAUUUUUCGGGGGCACCAGAAUAUACUAUUAACUGUCUCAGGAGAAGUAAUUUCCUGAGAGUCAUUUCCAGAAGGAGUUUAUUCACCUCACACUGGUGAAAAAUGGGGCUGGAGGAAGCACCGUAAUUCGCUCGUUUUGAGUAACUCUCCCCCACCCUGCUGGGAGCGGGAUCCGUUUUGACUCAGUGUUUCUCAUGUCCGUCAUAGCCACUGGAAGGGUUUUCAUUUGUUAGUUUGAAAUUGAUGUAAUUGCUUCCCUGAGCUGCCUUGGAUGUAACUAAAUAUUUGUCGGAGUUAGGCAUCUCUAUCUCUUUUGAGAAAGAACCUCUUCGAGAAGUUUUAGGGUAGUUACCUGAAUCUACCCUAAAAUGAAUACUAUAAAUUUAAGUUGCUUUCAUAAAGUGAUGCAUGGUGUUUAGGAUGUAUGCUAAUAGAUUCCCUUUUUCAUGAAUGCAUGUAUUAGUCCAUAUAUCCAAGCACUUAGUAAGAUAUUUAUUGAGUCUCUGCCGUAGAACACUGGCGAAGUUAAAAAAUUAAUCAGGCAAGACUUUGUACUUAAGGUAGUUAGUUAUAAGUAACAACUUGAGGUGGGGGAAAAAAGCCUCUAAGUUUUAGGAGGUCUAGACCGCCUCGUGCGAAGCCUGUCACUGGGAAUAGGGCUUGUGGCCAGAUUUAAUCUUCAUGGGGGAGGUGGGGGCUGGGCUGUCCCCCAGAGGCUCCCUUUGGAACAGAGAAGGGAAUGAGAGCUCCAGGGAGAAGGGAAACGAGUAAAGUCCCUGGGGAAGAUGCAGUACCGAAAGGGACUGAUGUGUCUGGAUGGAGGGGUAGAAGGAGAGGAGCUGUCAGAUACAAGGAGAAGUGGGGUAUUACAUCAUAAAUGAAUAAACACUAGGUUGCAAACUUGGGCUGUGCUGCCCAGACUCGGUCACCUUCAGAGGUUUUCCACGUGGAGGAAGACAGGGGAGGUCUGUAUGUCACUCUAAUGGGAAGCACCAUCACCUGAGGCCUUGUGAAAGCAUGCAUGCUGAGGGGUGGAGCCGGAGAUCCUGUAGCACUAACAAGCUCCCAGGUGCAAGUCCCUAGACCCAGUCAGAAUGGCAAAGCUGUGGGGAGGCCCCUGGCCUGGCAGUGGGGAUUAAAGCGUGACCCUGUUAGGGACUGCACACACUGUCAUCUUGGCUGAACAGAUCGCAACAGGCAAUUUUUCCCCCUCAAUUCAAGGCUUGCUUUUCUCAUAUAUGUGUUCAUGCAUUUCAUUGUAAGGACAAGCGCUGGGCUCAUUUUCCAGGAUAAGACUGUGAGGAAGAAUAACACAAGGUGUCCAUGACUGAAUACAGACUUGAAAAUGAGGGGGAAAAAAUUGGUCAAGAACCUGUCCCUGGGAUUCCUCUGUGGUAUCCAAAAGGCUGACAAAAGUGAAAUGACUCCUUUUAAUGUGAAAAAUCAAAUUCGGAUCAGGAGAAGUAGGUGGAAGAGGUUUGGGGACAAGAGGCAGUGGUCGCCUUGCUCAGGUGAAGCCCAUGUCUCUCCCAGUGGCUCUAGUGUGUUUGCCACCGCAGCAUCAUUUCCUCUGUGUGAGCCAGCCUCUUCUCUUUGGUGGUAUCACCGAAACCUUGUAGAAAACCUGAUUCAGUUUUUUCUGGGGUUCUUCAGUUCUGUUAUAACCAGAGAUCAAACAUUUUAAAAAAUAUUUUAGCUGACACGUAAUGGCUGCACUUAGUUAUGACUUACUAGAUGCCAUGUGACAUGUCACACGUGGACAUAGUGCAUAAAGACCAAAUCAGAGCAGUUGGUAUAAUCACCACCUCAGACACUCGCCAUGCUUUAGGUAUUAGAGACAUUCAAAAGCCUCUCUAUCAAUUGUUUUGAAAUCUACAAAUAGAUUCUGUCAACCUUACAGUUAUUUCAAAGUUUCUUAAACCUUUAAAUGCAUACUAGGUAACUAAAUGUACCCCCAAAUGAGUAUUUAUUUAAUCAAAUAGAUAUGUUCAAAACCCUUAUCCCUUUCCAUUCAUAUUCAUCAGUACGUUUCAUGCAUUUUGUUAAAAUGGAUCAUAGAUGGAAUAAAUUACCACAUGUUGUGGAAAUUCUGCAUUUUUAACUCAGCCUUUUCAGAUUAUACCCACUUUUCAGGUUAGAGUUCACCUGACAUAUCCAACUGCAUAGGUUUGUACUUUAAAAUACGUAACAUGUCUAACUUACAUAAGGAAUCCUCUCGACACCUGUCACCUGUCUGAAACCCAGGGCUGGGUGCCCUUGUUUCCUGGGUCACUUACCUGUUGGUUGCGAUGCAAGGGACCCCUCUCCCUGAACCUAGAGGACACAGACCGGAGAGGCGGGUGCAGAGCUUUAGACAGCCAGGCCGUGACCGAGGCCGUGGAAGGACAAGCGUGAGAGCUGCCGCAUGCAUUUCCCUGAGUCUCGGUCAAACGGGUUUGCAGAACCGAGCCAAGUGGUUGGCUGCAUUGUGUAGUGAGUAUAGUUUUGAAGGCUGGGAGGAUCAAAGUGUUGGUACACUCUGUGUCUGGUCAGGGCUCUCUUCCCUCUUGGCUGUGUGCUCACACACUGGAGAAAGAGAAGGCUCAGAUCGUCUCUUCCUAGGGGGGUACUGAAUCUGUGGUAAGUGACCCAUAUCCAUGAUGCACCUCAACCUCUCCCAAAGUCUCACCUCCAAAUGCCCCUUUCUGAACUGGGGGUCUGGAAGGGGGUUUCAACCCUUGGAGAGACACAUCUGCAGUGCUGAAGGACAAAGCUGGGAAUUUUCAUUUCACAAAUGGUGAAAAAGAUGAGGAGGGAUACUCUUGUGGCCUUUGAAGUCUGAAGUCCAUGUGACAUGCAGCAGUACUGAGAAAGCUAAUGCGAGGAGACUUGUGGAG